AUGGCACAAAAAGCAGCUCGCGACUGGGUAUACCUGGUCAUAAUCUCACUCCAACUCAUCGGCAUGAUCUGUCUUGAAUUCACUGAAUUCUACCCUGACUCAAUCUAUUCUGCACCCAAUGCCCCUCUCCACUUUCUAGCCAACGUCAAAGAACAAUACCUCUCCUUCUCGGGAGAUCCCUUCUUCGGGGACAAGUUCCACGGAGCCUGGUUCCGCAGCAUGUUCUUCAUCGAGAUCUUUGUCCAAUUCCCUCUGGCUAUUUACAUCGUGCGGAAUCUCGCUGCGAAAAAGCCUUCGUCUGGACCUGUUGAACUCGCUGGUCUGGCGUAUGGUUGCUUGACUGCUAUGAGCUCUGUGGCUUGUGUUGCUGAGCUGUUGGAAAUGGGGCCCGAGUUGGUGAGCGAGGAGCAUAAGAGGAAUUUGGUUUGGGGGACGUAUUUCCCUUAUGCGCUUAUUCCUGGUGCUAUGGCCGUUGAUAUGUACACACGAUUGUUGCGCCGUGUAAGCACUGAUAUCAAGCCCAAGACACAGUAG
This is a messenger RNA of Fusarium tjaetaba, 534 nucleotides long. RefSeq lists its product as uncharacterized. The record is from RefSeq and is a predicted model, not a curated record. The transcript has 3 exons. Bases 1 to 534 code for a protein of 177 amino acids. Gene Ontology annotation, cellular component: endoplasmic reticulum. Lineage: Eukaryota; Fungi; Ascomycota; Sordariomycetes; Hypocreales; Nectriaceae.